GCCUCGGUUUUCUAGGCCGAGCACUCUUUUCUUUCAACCUCAUGCGCGCUCCCACUCUCCGGCGACGGUACCGUCCAUUUUCAAGCAGUGGGAGAGAAAUAUUGUCGCCGGAAGAAAAGCCCGAGGAUUACGAAGUCACAGUUUGUUCUUGUUCUUCUUCAAUGGCUUUUUCUUCACUUCACCGAUCAAAACUCCCCUUAAACCCGCUGAGCCAAGAAUUCUCGUUUUUUCCUUUUCCCUGAUUUGAAACCCUUCUCGGCUUCGUCACUUGCAGACAUUUAAUAGAGCUGAAGAGAAGUUGGGGAAAGAUAUAUAUAGCAUGUCUUGUUUCAAUUUGCUGACAGGGAUGAUCUCAAAGCCUCCUGUAAACGACUUUGGUGCUAUUUCUUUCCAAUCUCAGCUAAACCCGUUUCCAAUUCUUGAUUCUUUACGCUCUUCGAGGUCUCGUCUUUCUAAGUUUUCAACACUCCCCUCGAUCCGAAAUGGGCUCCGGGAACUUCGGGGGAGAAUUGAAACGGUGAGGAACACGCAAAAGAUCACCGAGGCAAUGAAACUAGUGGCAGCGGCUAAGGUGCGGAGAGCCCAGGAAGCAGUCAUUAACGGCAGGCCCUUUGCUGAGACGCUUGUGGAAGUCUUGUUUGAUAUCAAUGAACAGUGUCAAUUGGAAGAUGUGGAAGUUCCUUUAACAGCCAUUAGGCCGGUCAAGAGAGUUGCUCUUGUGGUUAUCACUGGUGACAGAGGGCUUUGUGGGGGAUUCAACAAUGCAAUAUUGAAGAAGGCCGAAGCCCGGAUUGCGGCAUUGAAGAGUCUUGGAUUGGACUGUACUUUGAUUAGCGUUGGAAAAAAGGGCAAUGCGUAUUUUCAGAGAAGGGCGAAUGUGAAUGUGGAUAGGUUUGUAGAAGGGGAUAGUUUUCCUACAUCGAAAGAAGCUCAAGUGAUUGCUGAUGAUGUGUUUUCACUGUUCUUGACUGAGGAGGUUGAUAAGGUCGAGCUUUUGUAUACCAAGUUUGUGUCUUUGAUUAAGUCGGAUCCCGUGAUUCAUACUUUGCUUCCAUUAUCUGCAAAAGGGGAAGCUUGCGAUGUGAAUGGGGAGAGUGUAGAUGCUAGCGAAGAUGAGUUCUUUAGAUUGACUACUAAAGAAGGGAAGUUGACUGUUGAGAGGGAUCAUAUAAUGGGCAGGAAAAAGGCGAAUUUGGUUCUUAAUUAUCAGUUUGAGCAGGACCCUGCACACAUUCUUGAUGCCUUGAUGCCACUUUAUUUGAAUAGCCAGAUUUUGAGGGCGUUGCAGGAGUCGUAUGCGAGUGAACUAGCAGCUAGGAUGAACGCAAUGAGUAAUGCGACAGAGAAUGCGGUGGAGCUGAGUAGGUCGCUUUCAAUUGCUUAUAACCGUGAAAGGCAGGCAAAGAUCACAGGUGAAAUAUUAGAGAUUGUUGCAGGAGCAGAGGCCCUUAGUUUGUGAAGCAAGGAAUGGAAUGGCAUACAACAAUGUGAUUCAGAACUAGAUUCUCAUGGUCGGUCCGCAACCCCUGGAUGCCGAAAGCGCACUUGGGGUGAUCUUGUAGUUCCUACGGGGUGGAGAUGAUGGGGUCGGUCCAUGGAUUUUCCUUCUUUUUCUUUUACCGCAUUUCGCUCAGAGGAUUGAAGGGAGAUAGUGCAUCAAGCUGUUCGCAAGGGCCAACUUGAUCCUCUUCCCCAGGGAUCUUAGAUGAGAGAUCCUGGGAGAGCCGCCGACUCCAACUACCGUCCAUAUAUGAUUCAUAUUAGAUCUGAUCAGCUGCUCAUCCUACCUUCUUUACGUUCUUGACAGCUCAUCUUUGUCUCAGUAGAGUUACCUUCUCUCA
This is a messenger RNA of Sesamum indicum (sesame), 1841 nucleotides long. Its product is annotated as ATP synthase gamma chain, chloroplastic. Gene Ontology annotation, cellular component: chloroplast thylakoid membrane. Gene Ontology annotation, molecular function: proton-transporting ATP synthase activity, rotational mechanism. The record is from RefSeq and is a predicted model, not a curated record. NCBI's taxonomy places the organism in Eukaryota, Viridiplantae, Streptophyta, Magnoliopsida, Lamiales, Pedaliaceae. Gene Ontology annotation, biological process: proton motive force-driven ATP synthesis.